Molecule: messenger RNA, 1287 nt
Organism: Helianthus annuus (common sunflower)
Lineage: Eukaryota; Viridiplantae; Streptophyta; Magnoliopsida; Asterales; Asteraceae
Product: protein NDL2
Exons: 11
Coding region: 103-1143 (346 amino acids)
Source: RefSeq, a predicted model, not a curated record
UACAUACAGAGUGAGAGAGAGAGAGAGAAACACAGAUUUCUAUAUAAACCCAUGGAUACCAAAUCCAACCUCUCUCAAAUUUGACAAAUUAGGUUGCAGGUUAUGGCGGAUUCAAGCGAUUCUAUCUCCAUUGACAUGGAAUCAAGCUCUGUUUCCGCAAAGGAACACCUUGUGAAAACUUCUAAUGGAUUUGUAUCCGUUGCCAUAUUCGGGGACCAGGACAAGCCAGCUCUCGUUACAUAUCCUGAUUUAGCUUUAAAUCACAUGUCCUGUUUUCAAGGGCUUUUCUUAUGCCCUGAGGCUUUUUCGCUGCUGAUUCAUAAUUUCUGCAUUUACCAUAUUAGCCCCCCUGGCCACGAGUUGGGAGCUGCUGCGGUGUCCUAUGAUUAUCCGGCAUUAUCUGUUGAUGACUUAGCUGAUCAGGUUGCUGAGGUUCUUGACUAUUUUGGACUUGGUGCAGUUAUGUGCAUGGGAGUGACUGCUGGUGCAUACAUACUCACCCUGUUUGCUAUAAAAUAUACACGUCGUGUGCUUGGUCUCAUACUUGUUUCUCCUCUAUGUAAAGCACCUUCCUGGACAGAAUGGUUGUGUAACAAGCUUAUGGCAAACAUACUUUAUUACUACGGGAUGUGUGGUAUGGUAAAGGAGUUACUGCUAAUGCGUUAUUUCAGCAAGGAAGUUCGUGGAGCAGCGAUGAGUCCCGAAACAGAAAUAGUGCACUCGUGUAGGAGAUUGCUUGGUGAGAGGCAGAGUGCAAAUGUGCUCAACUUUCUUGAAGCUAUUAACGGGAGACCAGACAUCACGGAAGGAUUAAAGAAAUUGCAGUGUCGCUCCCUAAUCUUUGUGGGAGAAAAUUCUCCGUUCAAUUCUGAAUCUCUUCACAUGACGUCAAAACUAGAUAGAAGAUUCAGUGCAUUGGUAGAGGUUCAAGGAUGUGGAUCGAUUGUAACAGAGGAGCAACCAGAUGCAAUGUUGAUACCACUGGAAUAUUUCCUCAUGGGUUACGGGCUCUAUCGGCCCGCUGAGACGGACGUAAGCCCAAGAAGCCCAUUAAGCCCAACUUCCAUCUCCCCCGAACUUUAUACGCCAGAAAGCAUGGGCUUAAAACUAAAGCCCAUUAAAACUCGACUUUCACAAAUCUGAAAGGAGAGGUAAGAUGGUAUAUUUGCAAGAUUUUGUAAUUCUGUGUAUGUCAUGAGAUGUAUUUGAGGAUUAGUAUGAAGGUAUAUAGACACAGGAGAGAAAUUUAUAGAGAGCAAAGAUUGAAAUAAUCCAAAAAAAAAAAAA